GCGGUCUGGGUGCUGCUCCUCGGGAUCCUGCGGCGCCGCACGGGCGGGUGGGAACGCGGCGGAACUCCCGGCGCUGAGUUAGGGGUGACAGAGCGCCAUGGCGGUCGCUGUGGCUACAGCAGCCGGUGCCCGCGCCGCGGCGAGGUUCACUAAGAAUCUUUCCCCGGACAAAAUCAACUUGAGCACUCUGAAAGGGGAGGGUCAGCUGACCCAUCUGGAGCUGGACGAAGAGGUUCUGCAGAAUGUGCUGGAAUUGCCUACCUGGCUGGCCAUCACUAGGGUCUACUGCAAUCGGGCCUCCAUCCGGAUCCAGUGGACCAAGUUGAAGACACACCCGAUCUGCUUGUGUCUGGAUAAGGUGGAGGUGGAGAUGCAGACCUGUGAGGACCCUCGUCCCCCCAACGGGCAGUCUCCUAUCGCCCUUGCCUCGGGACAGAGUGAGUAUGGCUUUGCUGAGAAGGUGGUGGAGGGAAUGUUCAUUGUGGUCAACUCCAUCACCAUCAAGAUCCACUCCAAGGCCUUCCAUGCUUCCUUUGAACUGUGGCAGCUCCAGGGUUAUAGUGUCAACCCCAACUGGCAGCAGAGCGACCUGCGUCUGACCCGCAUCACUGAUCCCCGCCGAGGAGAGGUUUUAACAUUUAAGGAAAUAACUUGGCAGACCCUCCGAGUUGAGGCAGACGCCAUAGAAAAUGGUGAUCAGGACCCAGUUACCACCCCACUGAGGCUCAUUACCAACCAAGGCCGCAUCCAGAUAGCCCUCAAGAGAAGAACCAAAGACUGCAAUGUGGUCGCCUCCAAGUUGACCUUCCUCCUGGACGACCUGCUCUGGGUGCUGACGGACUCACAGCUCAAGGCGAUGAUGAAGUAUGCCGAGUCGCUGAGUGAGGCCAUGGAGAAGUCUGCCCAGCAGAGAAAGAGCCUGGCUCCUGAGCCUGUGCAGACCACUCCACCUGCUCCCAGUGCCCAGCAGACUUGGGCCCAGGCAUUCGGUGGCAGCCAGGGCAGCAGCAGCAGCAGCAGUCGUCUCAGCCAGUAUUUUGAGAAAUUUGACGUGAAGGAGUCUUCCUACCACCUCCUCAUCUCUCGCCUGGACCUGCACAUCUGUGAUGACAGCCAGUCCCGAGAGCCAGGUGUCUCUGCAAACAGACUCACGGGUGGUGCUAUGCAGCUCACCUUCCGCAGGAUGGCGUUUGACUACUACCCCUUCCAUCGGGCAGGUGACAGCUGUAGACACUGGGUGCGGCACUGUGAGGCCAUGGAAACCCGAGGCCACUGGGCCCAGCAACUGGUGACAGAGUUUCAGAGUCGGGUGGAGAAGCAGUGUGAGGGGGGCAGUGUGAAGCCCCCGUGGCUGUUGGGGGUGGACCCUCCCUUCCGGAGGAAAGCAGAUUCUUUCUCUAGUCCUGGAAAGAGUCCUCUGGACAAAAGCCCUACUCAGGGCCGGCAGGCUGCCUUUGGGGCUCCGGCAUGGAAUCGCUUACGCUCUAGCUGCCUGGUUGUACGGGUAGAUGACCUGGACAUCCAUCAGGUUUCCACAGCUGGACAGCCAAGUAAGAAGCCAUCCACUCUGCUCUCCUGCAGCCGCAAGCGCCACCACCUCCCGCCUCAGGUGGCUGCCAUCCACGUACAGUUCACAGAGUAUUACUUCCCGGAUAAUCAGGAGCUUCCGGUUCCCUGUCCUAAUCUCUACAUCCAGUUAAAUGGGCUGACGUUUACCGUGGAUCCUGUCAGCUUGCUUUGGGGAAACCUCUUCAGUCUAGAUUUAUACCGAAGCUUGGAGCAGUUUAAAGCCAUCUAUAAGCUGGAAGCUUCGAGGGGAAAAGAUGAGCAUGUGGACGUCCGACUGGACGCAUUCUGGUUGAAGGUGAGCUUCCCUCUGGAGACGAGAGAGCUGGCGAAGCUGCAUCGUCCCCAGGCGCUGGUCCUUUCCACGUCCGCCAUGAUUGCCACCAAUACCCGGCAUGCCCCGAACUGCACUCGCCCAGACCUCCAAAGUCUCUUCCAGGGAUUCGCUGCCACCGAGUUCUUUCGUUGUAGCUACGGUCACUUUCCCCAGGUGGCAGGGGGCUUCAGCCUUCUGCACAUGCUCUUCCUGCAUCAUGCUUUCCAGAUGGACUCCCUCCCUCCUCAGAGGCCAGCCGCAUCCCAGGAUCUUUGGUCCCUGCAUUUCACCCAGAUCUCCUUGGACUUUGAAGGCACAGAAAACUUCAAAGGCCAUACCCUGAAUUUUGUGGCUCCCUUCCCCUUGUCCAUUUGGGCCUGCCUUCCUGUCCGCUGGCAGCAAGCCCAGGCACGGCGGCUCCUUUUGGCUUCGGAAGGGAGGCUAAAACCGUCAGCCAGCUUUGGCAGUCCUGUGCACUCUGAAGCCCUUGUCCCUGAGUCUGUGUCCCAUCAGAGGUCAAAGACAGAGCGAGAUUUGAAGAGCCUCUCAGGCUCUACAGAAGGCCCGGUGGCGGUGAGAGAAGGUGAUGCUGGUGUGGACCACAAAGGCCGUGUGGCAGACCUGGAGGAUGUGGCUGACAUUCACAUGCUUGUCCACUCCACUGCCCAUGUCAGAGUGAGGCUCGACCACUACCAGUACUUGGCCCUGCUGCGCCUCAAGGAGGUGCUAGAGGGCCUUCAGGAGCAGCUGACAAAGGACACAGAGGCCAUGACCGGGUCUCCCCUGCAGGACCAGACCCUGUGCAUUGGCGUUCUCUUCCCUAGUGCCGAGGUGGCUCUCCUCAUGCAUCCUGCCCCUGGGACUGCUCACGCAGACUCUGCAGGCUCAGACACCACCAGCCUCAUAGACUCUGAGCUGUCACCAUCCGAGGACCGGGAGCCAAAGUCUGAUGCCUCCUCAGACCAGGGCGCAGUAAGCCCCGAGAAGGUGCUGAGGGACGGCAGCACUGAGAACCUGGCUGCGUCCCAGGAGAGGCUGCCCAGCGAUGGAGAGCUACCAGACCCAGGCCCACGUGCACAGCAGCCUGUAGGGAAGAGCCACGAGGCGGUUGAGUCUCUCCAGGCCAAGAAGCUGAGCCGAGCUCAGAGUGCCAGCUCCCCGGCUGCGCUGAAGUCCCCGGCGGACAGGGAUGCUGCUCUGAACGGCCAAGGCGAGCCUGUGCCCUUGAGGAGCAUUGAGGGGGACCUGUCCAGCGCUAUUCACAUGACCAAGGAUGCCACCAAAGAGGCGCUUCACGCUACCGUGGACCUCACCAAGGAGGCUGUGUCCCUGACUAGGGAUGCCUUCAGUUUGGGGAGAGAUCGAAUGACUUCUACCAUGCACAAGAUGUUGUCCUUGCCUCCUGCCAAGGAGGCCAUGGCCAAGCCAGAUGAGGGGGUGGUGGCCCCAGUGAGUGGGGGUGCUGCCCGGCUCCGGUUUUUCUCCAUGAAGAGGACAGUCUCUCAGCAGUCAUUUGACGGUGUCUCAUUGGAUAGCGGUGGCCCCGAUGACCGGAUUUCAGUGGACAGCGAUGGCAGUGACAGCUUUGUGAUGCUCUUGGAGUCUGAGUCUGGUCCAGAGUCUGUUCCACCAGGAUCUGUCACAAGCAUCUUGGAUGAUAGUGGCAUCCAGGGGAGCCCUGUUACGGAUAGUGGUGGCCAGGGGUUGCCAGAGACCAACAGCUCAGCAUCAGCCAGCGGAGACCUCGUCAUGCACUCGGUGUCAAUACUGGUCUUGAAGGUGAACGAAGUAUCACUUGGGAUUGAGGUUCGUGGUGAGGACCUGGCUGUAGCCUUGCAAGCAGAUGAGCUGGCCCUGCAGCAGCUGGGCACCGUGGGACUCUGGCAGUUUCUACAUGGACAGUGCCCAGGCCCAGGUUUUCAGGAACCCUCAAAUCUGAAGACCGACCCCAUCAGGCCUGCUGUGGGUCUGCGCUUUGAGGUGGGGCCUGGUGCAGCUGUUCAUUCCCCGCUGGCCACACAAAAUGGCUUCCUGCAGUUCUUACUUCGGGGCUGUGACCUGGAGCUGUUCACCUCAGUGCUCAACGGUCUGGGGCCUUUCUUGGAGGAUGAGGACGUCCCGGUGGUGGUCCCCAUGCAGAUUGAGCUCUUGGACUGCAGGGUCACUCUCAAGGAUGACAUCCCUCCUGUCUACCCAACAUCCCCUGGCCCUGUCCCCAUCACUUUGGCAAUGGAGCGUCUUGUGCUGAAGCGAGGUGACGAUGGAGUGUUUCACCUUGGUGCUCCUGCUCACGACAGACCAUUGACUGAUGUGCCUGAGAAGCUGCGGCUCCCUAAAGAGCAGGUGCUCCUGGUGCCCCUAGGCCAGGGCUUGGGAUGCCAGGAGAAAGAAUCGCCUACCCUACAGCAAGAGCUUAUGGACACCAAACAAGCACUGGCCAUUGCCAACCAGGACAAAGAAAAACUGCUCCAGGAGGUUAGGAAAUACAAUCCUCUCUUUGAGCUUUGACAGCAGCUCAGCCAUCUGGGCUAUGGAGAAAAGCUAUCACCAGCAACAGUGCCACCUAGAACAGGUGCCGAGCGAGGAGCCAGCGGGGAGCCGGCGGGGUUGGGGGCACAUAGUCCCCUCCUGUGUGCUUCCUGCUCGCUGCUAGCCUGGGUGAAGGACCCCACAGAGGGUGGCUGUGUCCCUGGCCCUGCACCGUGUCUUGCCAUUACGUAGCCUUGUCGUCCUCUGCACACUAGAGGAGUCUUCUCUACAUCGUAGAGCAUCUCACCUCCUGGCUUCACGGCAGUGGUGUUUGCUUCCUUCAUGGUCUAUGUGAACAAGUGUCCCCUGAGUCAUUCACACAGCCACCGACAGAUCCCGUGUCCUGCGUGUCCUGGUGCUUCCUGUUGCAUACCUGGAAGGUCCUUGGCCUGAGUUUGUCGUAGAUCAGGAAAUAGCCCAUCCUCAGGGGUUGGGGCAGAGGAGGUCUGCGAUCAGGGUGACAGGGACUUGCCUAGUUUGGAAUGGGAACUAGGUGUGGAUCAUCUUGGCUGAUGUUCUGUGUCAAGUUUUCCUGUUGACUUUCAUCUUUCCUGUGAUGCUUUGACUGAAAUGGCCAGAUCAUCCUUCCCUGUGUGAGAAUUGGCUUAAGAUUUAAGACAGGACAGUGCUCAGCUGCUCCCGAGUGCUCAGCUGCACCCGAGUGCUUAGCUGAGAGCAUGAUGGGUGGGGAUACAGUUCCUGUUUUCACAGCUGUCCAUGACUGGCCACUUUCUUUCUGUCCCUGCUUUCCCAGGAUUGCUGCGUUUCUCUGCCUGUGCUGACUUAAGCACUUGGUAAUUUGGGAGCUAAAUGUGCUUCCAUCAGGCCUCCGACCAAGUUAAACUUAGCUGUACCCACCUCGGUGUGCUGCCUCACUCCCCUCUAUUACUAUGGCAUUUUAAAAUCAUGUGAUUUCAACUUAAGCAAAACCAAAACCAAAGUCCUUGUAGGUUUCCUUCUGGCCCUAUAGAAGUUUCCCCCUUUGCUUCUGACUGGCAAAGCCUGGCUCUGUGGUGUGCUGCCCGGGUAGAAGCACAGCACUGGGACCCACUUGACUUGGCAGAUGGUCCAUCCUUUGUGAGCUGGUGAUGCCACUGGAGUCCUAGUUGUGGCUGAGGGGAUGGAAGGAGAAGCAAACAGGACCCAUUCAUGGAGGGAGGAGGUCCCAUUUGUUCAGACUUGCAGGAGCCAGUCAUGCUCUUCACUAAGGCAGGGUUCAGAACACCACGUCUUACAGGACUGUGGUUUACUACGCUGAGGAGACUCAUUACAGACUUGGGACUAACAGCUCCUGGAGACAGUGUUACCAGGUGAAGCCCCCUCAUUUCAGGUUUUUAUAAAUGACCUAGAACUUUAAGUGAAGUCAUUUACAUUAGAUGUCAUACAACUUGUAGACAAGACAAUGAAAAGUAGACCAGAGGAGAGAAGCAGCCAUAAAGCCACAGGGAAGUAAGCAAGGUUGUGAACAGCAUGCCAGAGAGGGUCAGCACAGUGCAGGGCUGGGGUGUGGCUCACUAGGGGAGUGUCUGAGCAGCACAUGUGAGGGCCUGGGCUCACCCAGCGUUCACAGACACUACCACAAAAAUAAGGAUUGUAUCUACACAACCACAACAACUACUACUAUAACAACAUACUCAGGAAAGAACUCAGAGCCUUGCUGAGGGAGCAGGGAUCAGCGUGAGUCUGUGGCCUAAAGCCCGAGGUGUUCCAGCACCACGGGAGUGACUUCAUCCAGCCAUUGGCACUUCUGUUAGAAAAGAGAGGUUCAGAGAGUGGAGUUCCUAAGAUGAAGACAUUGUCCUGCGGAGGUGACCACACUGUCAGGAGUGGGGACCCAAUCUUGAAACAUUAGUUCUGAGGGCCUAUCACUGCCUCAGAGAAAAAUUACUUUUAGCAAAGCCAGAAACUGGAAAGGCUUGUCGGAGAAGCGGCACUCCGUGUUUCUAACAUUCUUGGAAGAGGAGGGAGAGCCAGGAACUAGAAGAUAGAACUUCUCAGCCUCAGGAUCACUUGAAUCAGUUUAAAAUCACAUCCCUCUGUCUUCUGCUCACCACAUCUCCCAUCCCCGGGAGAAGAUGUCUGACAACCACUGUACCCUGGAGCAUGCAGUAGGAACCUAUUUUGUGUAGAGGAUAAUGCCUUAAUGGCUAGAAUGUCAGGUGUUUGAGCUGAGGGAGUCUGAGGUUCUUGUCCAUGUGCAAACAGAGUAGAGUUUUGGCUUCCUUUAUGCUUUGGCCUUUUGCGUCCUGAAACCAUCCCUCAGGAAUGCAAGGUUAUUCCGUGGCAUUUCAAUAAUGUCUUGUGAUUCUGUUCUCCUCUUCCUGGGGGAUAAACAGGAGAGACUUGGCCAUAAUGAAACUGGCUGUGUGGAUGUGCAGGGUAAGGGUGAUGGAAAACACAGGACAGCGCAUUUGGAGUUUAGCUGUGAAGUUGCAGUUUGCAACAUGAAAUAAUACCUCAAGACGACUUCAGGAGGGCCUGAAACACUGUCCCUCAGUGUCCAGCCACUGCACGUGGCCCUCUAUAGCUGCUGCAUCUGUGAUUGUCUCCAUUUCCUCUUUACAUGCAUGUGCUGGAAAUAUGCACUGGUAUGUAUGUAGACUAAGAGUUGAGUCCGCUAACUGGGCUGCAGAGAUGGCUGUUGAUCUCUAACUCAUUUUCAGUUUAUUGUAAUGAUGAACACAGUCUCAGUUUUAUCCCCGACCUUGACCGUGCUGUGGACUGCACUCUUCAUGUGCUCUGUGAUGUAGAAAGGGUCGAUUCCACACCUCACAGACCCUGGAUCUGCAGUGUCUUCAUGUUAGUUUUUCCUUAGGGGCUGCAGAGAUUGUGCAUUGCAAAGGAGGUGCAAGGUCUCCUGGGUGGGACCUUCCUGUUCGGACCCCUUUCUUUCAUCUCGAUGCCUGAAUCACCACCCAAGCUAGCCAAGUAACAUCUGGUUCAGACCACAAGAGCUGGGACGUGACCGUUGACGGAGACAAGCAAUGCCAGGGCCUUGCAGGUGCCACCACAUCCUCCAGCCCAUCUCCAGGGUAGAUAGGGUAGGUAUGGAGAGUGGCUGGCUGUUAAGGAAGAGGCAUUUUUGCCCCCAUGGCACAGGGAAAUAUUUGGAAACUGUUAACGGUGAGGCCUUGCUAAGUGGCCAGGCCUGAGAUCUGAGCUUCCUGCUCUGUUGUUUCCUUAUCCCCUGUAUCCUUUAUCAAGGUAGACAUAGCUCCUGUAUGUUAACUUCCUAUUGCAGUUGUGAGGAAGUUUUUUCUGUCAGUUUACUACUUUGUGGUGAAGAGUUAGCCUGAGUCUUACAUGCUUUUUGUGGAGUGCCCCACUGAAGUGUCCUCUGCACUGGCUGAGCCAGUGAGUCUCAUUGUAAGCUCUUAAGUUAGAUCAGUCAAAUUACGUGAGUCUGAGCUGUUCCCCUAACUCAGGGUGCUACAAACACAAGACUUGCUCAGGAAAGCUUCCGAAGAGAACAGCUUCCAGCCUGCUUCCUGUGACACUCAGCAGCACACGGGAAGUGGGCCAGUGGAUUGCCAACUACAUCAGGUAGCCUUACUACUGCUAAUCACUGUCAAUAAUGUCCUUUCACUCUCCAAGGAAAGCCGUGAGAAUGGACAUGGUGAACUGAACAUUGGUCAGUAUUGGGAAGGUUUACUGUUGCAAUAGCUAAUCCAACCCCGUGUGUACUGGUUCUGUGAACCACCUGAAAAGCAAAUUAAAUUCUAUUAAACAGCA
This is a messenger RNA of Mus caroli (Ryukyu mouse), 8143 nucleotides long. NCBI's taxonomy places the organism in Eukaryota, Metazoa, Chordata, Mammalia, Rodentia, Muridae. The record is from RefSeq and is a predicted model, not a curated record.